Molecule: messenger RNA, 2836 nt
Organism: Metopolophium dirhodum (rose-grain aphid)
Lineage: Eukaryota; Metazoa; Arthropoda; Insecta; Hemiptera; Aphididae
Product: mucin-2-like
Exons: 2
Coding region: 98-2503 (801 amino acids)
Source: RefSeq, a predicted model, not a curated record
UGGGAAUCUUCUUACCGGUUUAAAAUGUUAUUAUAAAACGGCAAGCGCAUCGGCAGUCGGCUAUCAGUCAAUAACGGUCAGCGGACAUUAAAAUAUUAUGCGCAUUUUCGGCAUGGAGUGUUUAAAGAUGUGUGUCGUCGUGGGCUUGGCCCUGACUGCUGCACCGGGUCGACCAGCGGCUGCAGCACCGUUGCCGACCAAUGCUUACGUCUUUCAACAGCACAAACGCAGCCCCGCCGACCCUAACCUGGAUUUGACUUCCGCGCUGACAACGGAAUUCGGUGGUUUCGGACCGUCCGCAACGUUGCAAGAUUUCGGUUACGGUUCCGGUUUCCCAUCCACCGCAGAGGGCUUCGGGUUAAACGGCGCAAUAGACGGUUUCGGCACAUCCACCGGACUACUGCACUUGUCCCACCCGUACUCCACUACAGCGUUCGGCUCUGGGUUUGACUCGAUUGGUUAUCCAUUUUCCGAGUCUACGCUUAACCAGCUUCAGUUCAAAGCUUCGCUUGCUUCUGGUUCAUCGCCCUCACUCCCGGUCUCUAUAAAGUAUAGUCCAUCGGUUGCCAAUGCUGGUCUUCAUCAAACCAGUAUCAAUGGAUUUCCGGCCACCGAGUCCGUGAAACCGACUGCUCAAAAGACAGUUUCACUGCAACAAACUAGACCUAACGAGCAGCACGUUCAGGCGGAAUCAUUAAACGCCGCCCCUGCUCCGCUGCAACAGUCAUAUCCAGCUGCCGUAUCUGUACCACAAAAACAGACGUAUGCAAUUUAUGCUCCACUGCAACAGUCAUAUCCGACUUCCGCAUCUGUACCACAGCGACAGUCGUAUCCAGCUGCAACAUCUGUGCCACUUCAACAGUCAUAUCCAGGCAUUGCAUCUGCUCCACUUCAACAAUCAUAUCCCACAUCCGUAUUUAUACCACGGCAACAAUCGUACGUGACUCCAAUAUCUGCUCCGCUACAACAGUCAUAUCCAGCUUCCGCAUAUGUACCACAGCAACAGUCGUAUUCGGCUACAGAUAUUGCAUCUGUGCCACUUCCACAGUCAUAUCCAGGCACCGCAUCCACUACGUUUCAACAGUCGUAUGUAACCGCUGAAUCUGUACCACAGGGACAGUCAUAUCUGGUCACUAAAUCUGUACCACAGCAACAGUCAUAUUCUCUUUCUGGAUCUAUACAACAGCAACAGUCGUAUCCAGCCGCUCAAUCUGUAAUACAACAGCAGUCGUAUACUCCUUCUGGAUCUGUACCACAGCAACAGUCAUAUUCUCUUUCUGGAUCUAUACAACAGCAACAGUCGUAUCCGGCCGCUCAAUCUGUAACACAACAGCAGUCGUAUACUCCUUCUGGAUCUGUACCACAGCAACAGUCGUAUUCUCCUUCUGUAUCUGUACCACAGCAACAGUCAUAUUCUCUUUCUGGAUCUAUACAACAGCAACAGUCGUAUCCGGCCGCUCAAUCUGUAACACAACAGCAGUCGUAUACUCCUUCUGGAUCUGUACCACAGCAACAGUCGUAUUCUCCUUCUGGAUCUGUACCACAGCAACAGUCGUAUCAGCCUGCAUUAUCUGCGCCGUUGCAACAAUCGUAUGUAGUCGCCACAUCUACGCCACCACAACAGUCAUAUCCAUCCACCUCCGAAGAUUUCCGAAUUUCUGCAUAUCAACCAUCCACAUCUAGCGGUUCAGCGAGUUCACUGGUCGCGUCUGAAGCUGGAUCCACACCAGAUCUAAUUUUGGAGCUGAGACCUCCACCGUACACCGCACCAGCAUCGUCGGUUGACUAUCAACAAAAUGUGAAUAUCCCGUCUACCGUAUCAUCUUCCUAUUCACCCGCUGACAGCAAUAACAAUAAUAAAAAUUAUCCCGGUAACGAUUUUGGCUUGUUGACGGCUCCUGUGGCUGUUACUUCUGGUCCGAACCAGGUAUCCAAUACCCCGAACGGCGGCCAGCUUCCCGGAAAUACAAACGACUUCCUUGCGAUCGGUCCAAACGCCAAACCUGACCAGACUCCCUCGAACACCUAUUACACGGUCCCCCUUCCAGUAUCCGGCAGUUCGAAUAGUGUGUCAAGCGGUGUUCCCAAUUACUUUUCGAUUCCCAGCAUAUCUUAUUCCUUAACCAGUACCGUAAACAGUGAGUUUUCCGGUUCGACAAGUGCACCACCAGCUGCCGCAGUACCUUCUAUUGGAACCGACCGCGGUGUACCUGCAGUAGUUAACCCUACGGGUGGACCAAGUUCCUCGUACCGAGACACCAACUCCAUUCCCAGCUUGUCUUUCACCAACUCCAAUUCAAUUUCCGCGAACUCGUAUAGCGAUUCCAACUCAAUCCAGAGUAGUUCUUAUACUAUACCGAGUUCUCCAGUUGCCGGCAACUCUUACAGUGACUACAAACUCAGUACCGAUAAUUUUUACGGUGACUCGAAUUCGAUUUCAUCCAAUAGCAAACGUGAAUCGUCCACUGUCAAUCCAACUGAAAAAUUUCCCAGGUUAGGUUAGGUUUGGUUGUAUAUAAUACUUCAAUGACCCGGGUGUUUAUAAAACCAUAUAGUAAGAACUUAUUUUUAAACAGACUGUGAGUAUGAUUUAAUAAUAUACAUGUAUAUUUUAUUUUUUUGAUUUAAAUACAUUUUAAGUGCUGUUAGUUUUAGUUUUUUGAGAGUAAAUUAUAAAAUAUCUAUGUGCCAACAUUUUUUUUCAUUAUUUAUGAAUGUUUAAAAUAUAAUAAUGUUGAUCACUAAUAUUGUAUUAUACCUGUUUAACUAUAUUUGUAAUUAAAUUAAAAUAUUUAUAUUCAUAUUGUUAUAUAUAAUAAAUAUUUGUAUUACAAAA